Messenger RNA from Salvelinus sp. IW2-2015, 857 nucleotides. The record is from RefSeq and is a predicted model, not a curated record. NCBI's taxonomy places the organism in Eukaryota, Metazoa, Chordata, Actinopteri, Salmoniformes, Salmonidae.
GGGUGCUGGUUGUGCUGUGUUGGCAUAGCUCUCGUUGUCCUCCUGUUUCCUGGUUCACAGUACUGCCUGUUUUAUUUCUCUUGGUGGACUGGACCGGACAGACAAUUGAACAGUGGCUGAGGACUGAACUGGCUACAGGACCAGGGAGAGCUUCUACAGACCUACAGCAAUAUAACCUCUACGGAUUGGAGACAAGACAUUUUUAAUCAUGGUGGUUUUGAGGAAGGGUGAAUGGGUGUGGGUAGACUCCGGUCAGGGGUGCCCAUCGGAGCUCAGGUCAAGCUGACCGACACUGGAAAGCUACAGCUCUUCGAUGAUGAAGGAAAGGAGCAUGAGAUCAACAAGAAGAAAGAGGAUGAAUUCCGGCCCAUGCACCCUACGUCUGUUAACGGAGUGGACGACAUGAUUCGACUGGGAGACCUCAACGAGGCCGGGCUCCUCAGGAACCUCCUGGUCCGACACAAGGACGGUAUCAUCUAUACUUACACAGGCUCCAUUCUGGUGGCAGUGAACCCGUACCAGCUGCUGCCUCUCUAUACUACAGAGCAGGUGCAUCUGUACACGGACCGCCGGCUGGGAGAGCUGCCGCCACACGUGUUCGCCAUCGCAGACGGCUGCUUCUUCAACAUGAGACGCAACAAGAAGGACCAGUGCUGUGUCAUCAGUGGUGAGUCUGGAGCAGGAAAGACAGAGAGCACCAAGUUGAUGCUGCAGUUCCUAGCUGCUGUCAGUGGACAACACUCUGAUAGAACAACAGAUCCUGGAGGCCAACCCCAUACUGGAGGGUAAAGGCCUUUGGGCUGUCAUAAAGACAAUUGAUUCAUUUGAUUGAUUCAUGCGUUCAUCAGGCUGGAUCU